AUGGCUGCAGCUGCCUCUGUGCAUUCAUUUAUUGCCUGUUGUAACUUGGAAGCAUUCUUCAGGAUGAAGAGAGCUAGGCAGAAAGGUGUGGUUGAAAACGAAGCUCCUCAAACAUCACAGAAAAGCAAAAAGCAGAAAACUUGCUCCUAUAGCUCAGUGUUUGGUGAAUGUGACUUGCACUCCUCAGUGGACUGGGGAAACCUUCCCCACCACGUUAUUCUGCGUGUUUUCCAGUUUCUACCUUUAGUCGAUCGAGCCAGAGCAUCUUCUGUUUGUCGGACGUGGAAUGAAGUUUUUCACAUCCCAGAUCUCUGGAGGAGAUUUGAAUUUGAACUUAGCCAGCCAGCUACUUCUUACUUAAAGUCUACACACCCUGAUCUCAUCCAGCAGAUUAUUAAGAGGCAUGCUGAUCAUCUGCAGUAUGUCAGCUUCAAGGUUGAUAGUAGUACUGAGUCAGCAGAAGCAGCCUGUAACAUCCUUUCUCAGCUGGUGAACUGUUCUAUCAAGACACUGGGUUUGAUUUCUACAGCAAAACCAAGCUUCAUGAAUGUCUCUAAGGCGCAUUUUGCUUCAGCACUGACAGUGGUAUUUGUGAACUCCAAGUCAUUAUCCUCAAUCAAGAUAGAUGACACACCACUUGAUGAUCCUUCCUUGAAGGUUCUCGUUGCUAACAAUAGUGAUACUCUAAAACUGCUAAAGAUGAGCAGCUGUCCUCAUGUAUCACCUGCUGGAAUUCUCUGUGUGGCUGACCAGUGUCAUGGACUUAAGGAGCUGGCUUUGAACUACUACAUAUUAAGUGAUGAACUGCUGCUGGCUUUGUCAAGUGAAAAACAUGUUGACCUUGAACACCUUCGCAUAGACGUCGUGAGUGAAAAUCCUGGACAAGUUGAAUUUCACACUAUUAAAAAGCAAAGCUGGGAUGCUCUUGUUAAACACUCCCCUAAAGUCAACAUUGUGAUGUAUUUCUUCUUGUAUGAAGAGGAAUUUGAUGCUUUCUUCAGAGAGGAAACCCCUGUUACACACCUUUACUUUGGUCGUGCAGUAAGCAAAGCGAUGUUAGGUCGCAUUGGCAUGAAUUGCCCAAGGCUAAUUGAGUUGGUUGUGUGUGCUAAUGGACUCCAGCCUUUGGAUGAUGAACUUAUCCGGAUUGCUGAGCGCUGCAAGAACUUGACAGCAAUGGGACUUGGUGAAUGUGAAGUGACUUGCAGAGGUUUCAUUGAAUUUGUGAAGAUGUGUGGGGGCAGGCUUACCCAGCUCUCUAUAAUGGAGGAGGUACUGAUUCCCGAUAACGAUUAUAGCUUAGAUCGACUCCAUUUGGAAGUCUCCAAACACCUGGGAAGACUCUGGUUUCCUGAUAUGAUGCCAACAUGGUGAAUUCUUUACAUUUGUGGACAAAAUGCUAGAAUCAGGGUGUUGCUUUCUAUGCAAAUAAAGAAUUUAAAAAUGAAACAUGAAAACUUAUUUCUAGGUUUGAGGUUUUCUACCUUGAGAACCUCUAGUAGUGUCACAGCAAAACAUUCUGGAGUGUUAAUGGUGUAUGGAAAUAGAAUCAGAGUACUUAACACUUCUGAAAGUAUGUCUGUGGUUUACAGGUGCUUCAAACCUCAGUGAAUUGGGCUUCUGUGAGCUUCAGUUUAAAUGUUCUGUUCACAUGAAAGGUUGGGUUUUUUUUCAUGU
Messenger RNA from Nestor notabilis (Kea), 1677 nucleotides. RefSeq names its product F-box/LRR-repeat protein 21-like. Lineage: Eukaryota; Metazoa; Chordata; Aves; Psittaciformes; Psittacidae. Gene Ontology annotation, biological process: regulation of cell cycle; G2/M transition of mitotic cell cycle; SCF-dependent proteasomal ubiquitin-dependent protein catabolic process. The transcript is spliced from 5 exons. Gene Ontology annotation, cellular component: nucleus; cytosol; SCF ubiquitin ligase complex. Bases 1 to 1374 code for a protein of 457 amino acids. Gene Ontology annotation, molecular function: protein binding. The record is from RefSeq and is a predicted model, not a curated record.